ACACGACGGCGGCUUCGACCGCUUUAUACGGUGGCUGUGUUUCUGGUAAUCGCAACAGGACCAUUUUCUCCCUGGUGAGCUGUUUGCUGGCCAGAUGCAGAUACGCUCAGUCGUUCGACGAGUCCGGUAGCGCACGAACGUGGUUUCGGCCUGCAUACAGAGCGCGUCUUCAGAACGGACCGACACACCAGGUUUCCUUCCCUUUCCCUGAGGUCCUUUUAGUGUUUCUGUAUAUGUGUGCGUGUGUGUGUGUGUGUUUGGGUGGCUAAUACAGUGGUCUGAAGCUCCAGUGAUCCAGUAAUGUGACUAUCCUGGUACAUGAGUGCGUUCCCUGUCAGCAGAUGUCCUAGAUAUUGAGAAAACCCUGUGCCUACUCCAAACCCGAAAGACCUGUUCGUAUAUUUUCCUUCCAUUUUCCAGUGCGUGCGUGCGUGUGUGUGGGUGUGUUUGUUGGGUGAAGUGUUGUGACACAAUUUCCCUACCUACCUUCCCACAAGAGCGUGUUGGUUUGUUGUGGUCAGUGUUUGUUACAAGCAAGUGCUCAUAUACAGCGGUGACCCGUGCCAAUGGAGACGACGGCACGCGUUCAUCAGACCAAGGCGAGCUCGAGGCAUCGUAGCUCUCGAGCACGCCGUAGCGCAACACCUCAACGGCACGAACAGACGGAAGUGCGCGGGAUCGAUGAUGUGCCCACGCAAUCCGCUGCAGAUCAGGAGCUGGCGGAAGCGAGUGGUUCUAAAAAUAGAUCCUCCACCGCUGUUCGCACUGCGCGCCGUCCGGACACACCGGAGCACAGUGGUGGCAGCACCACGACAAAUGCAAGCAGUAGCGCCACGGGCACAUCGGUACCAACGCAGCACUACCACUACAGUGCCAGCGGUGAUAGUGGUCCGGCCCGGAUCUCCCAAACGCCACGCAGCAACUCACCGACGAUGGUGACUACUGAGCUGGACGCACCCAUCAGCACGGAAGGUGACGUGGAGGUGGUCGCCGUAGAUUUGGCCAGCGGGUUGGCCACCCUCGGUACGGUACCGGGACCAACGGACGAUAAGCUGCAGAAGGGCAUCCUCGGCUAUAUGGACCGCCAGCUGAAGGUGCAAUCGUUGUCCGAUCCGCAAAAGAGUCCCGCCCAGCGCAGUACCCGUAGCCGGAGCAGUCUGGAGAAAAGCCCACGGCGAAAGCGCAGCAAAUCGGAGUCACGGAGGCGUCGGGAGCGGAAGAUUCUUGCCGCUGGUGAGAUGGAGGUGCGUCAGGCGAAUGAAACCUUGAUGCGAUACCUGAAGCAAUGUUCGGACUUUAACGAUGCGUCCUUGUCCGGCGAUUUGGAGAUACCGGAACACCUGGAGGAUCGGCGGGUACACCGGAAAACCAAAUCCCAGCGGGAGCGCAAACUUCACCAGCUACAGCCGGAUCGGUCGGGUGGCAGGACCAACGCUGACGAUCUUAUGAGCUACCAUGGUGAGAUCUACAAUCCCUUCACACCGGUCGUUUCGCCGACGACCGAAGCGGCGGCUACGCGUAUCGAUAAGAUGUACAUACAGACUGCUAGCGGUUAUCGACCUGUUGACAAUACCUACUCGUAUCAUAAGUCUAGGGCACUAAUCGGUGGAGAUCCAGAAAGCAAUAGCCAUACAAUAAACACCUCGGUACAUCUGUCCUGUGCGGUGCAGCGACUCUGGCAUCUGCUAUCGACCGUCUGCCAUGGUUUGCUAGGAGGCCUGGCCUUCGCCCAUCUGCUGUUGAUCUGUACGACCAAACCGUACGAUUGGGUCGACGCCUCGAUUCGCCAUUACUCAGCCUUUGCCGAGGUAUACGCCAAUACGUUCUACUGCUUGGCCAUCGUUUGUAUGGUUUCAAUAUUCGAUCGGAUGGAUAUUGCGUAUGGAGGUGAUGCGAAUAUUUCCUUCCGCUCUAUCUUCAUCAUCAUGAUCUACGUGAUGACGAUCAUACUGAGUCUAUCGGCUGGUACGAUGGACGAACGGCUGUAUGUUACUUCCACGUUAAACGUCACCGUCUGGGAAGAGGAGUUGGAAACGAACAAGGUGCUGAGCAUCUGGAAUGCGCUUUCAAUCGCACGUAGUGUUGGUGCCAUCUUUGGUUGGUUAAUCGUUGGCUUCCUACCGAACCAGGAUAAUCUGUACGAUCAGCUGCUCGAGAUGGAAAAGUAUCAACUACAGUAGGCAGCUUUUUAAACACCGGGAACGACAACGUCGUUCGCAAGCACCAACACCUAUCGUAAUCCAUUUUGUACAUAAAACCGCACCUGUAUUGCGCUAUAACGGCUAUAGAGGACACACAAAGUAUUAACUAGUGCUCCAGAACAAUAAUCACGCUUAUGUCACUGUCGUGUAGAGGCCGACUCGUCGUUUGUUCGUGGCGUGGGCGAGACACUGACUAUCAGGCAAUUAACCGUGUAGUGCGUUUGACCGGUAGGAACGGUUAGCAUCAGCACGAGGGUAUUACAAAUCAGUAUCAGGAAGUAAUGAAGCGGUUGUGGUAGCAUUACGGGCAUACACACGAAUAUUUGUGUGUGUUUGUACAUGAUGUAGGGACAGGGACAGGUGCGAAUGCAUUUCAAAUCCAAUAGUGAGCACUGGGAAGGACUGAUAAUCAUUGUGUUGCAAUGUAAACGAUAUAGCAAUCGCAAGAGACACACAUGUACAUUUGCAUACCACUAGAUGGUAUGGUAAUGGUUUUGGGUGAAGUAGCGGAACUAGCAGCUGACAUUAGGAACGGAAUGAUCUUAGGAUAAUGAGACAAUUAAUUAAUCUGUAAGCGUAUUGUUAUCAUAAAACCAUGCAUCACGCUAAGGCGAAUGUUCUGAUUUCCAUACACCAUAAAACAGAAUCAUAAAACCAAGCAUAAAAUAAAGUUUUACUGUAGUUGAUUUGCCUGAUAUCACACAUUGACAAUCGAAGUGUCUCUUCUUGGAGAAAUGAAUUCUAAUAUCGAUUAGAAGGUACUGGUAUUCCCCGAUAUACGCCAUACUCGAUAUAUGCGAUUUCGCUAUACGCGAUUUUUUCGAAAUUGACAUUUAACUUCGUUAACAAAGAAGCAAAUUAAAAAAAAAAAAUCUUCAAAGCCUGUCGUAACGAGUUUCUAUCUAGCAGUAACAAAAACUUAACAGUUAUAUGGAUAAAACAUUAUCAGAAAUAUAACCAAUGGACGAAGAUGAAGAAAUGUUCAGUAAUGUAAGUUGGAAAAUCCGCAAAAAGAUGGUGAUAUACAAAGAAAUCUAUCAUCAAACCAAGAAUUCGAUAUACGCUAAUAUUCGAGAUACGCCAUUGCCUCCGGUCCGCAUUGAUAGCGUAUAUCGGGGAAUACCUGUACAUAAAAA
Molecule: messenger RNA, 3337 nt
Organism: Anopheles funestus (African malaria mosquito)
Lineage: Eukaryota; Metazoa; Arthropoda; Insecta; Diptera; Culicidae
Exons: 5
Coding region: 567-2180 (537 amino acids)
Biological process (GO): cilium assembly
Cellular component (GO): ciliary transition zone
Source: RefSeq, a predicted model, not a curated record